Molecule: messenger RNA, 6791 nt
Organism: Perca fluviatilis (European perch)
Lineage: Eukaryota; Metazoa; Chordata; Actinopteri; Perciformes; Percidae
Gene: bltp3a
Product: UHRF1 binding protein 1
Exons: 21
Coding region: 183-4208 (1341 amino acids)
Source: RefSeq, a predicted model, not a curated record
UAGCGAGGUAGCGCUAGGCUGUGCUGGUGCUGUCACUGUGCAAGCAGCAGCUAAAAGAUGCAAACAGCUAGGGCUGUGCACAAUUUAGAGGUGCCUGGAAGCUAACGUUAGUAACCUUAUAUGUUUAACGUUAAUUCAGAGGGGGAAGCCUGUGUUUCUGCACGACACGGACGCUAGCAGAAAUGGCCGGAAUUAUUAAAAAGCAAAUUUUGAAACAUUUGUCAAGGUUCACCAAGAAUCUGUCCCCGGACAAGAUCAAUGUGAGUACGUUGAAGGGGGAGGGGCAGCUGUCCAACCUCGAGCUUGAUGAAGAGGUUCUGCAGAACAUGCUGGACCUGCCUACCUGGCUGGCUGUCACCCGGGUCUACUGCAACAAAGCUGCCAUCAGGAUACAAUGGACAAAGUUGAAAACAAGCCCCAUCUGUCUGUUCUUGGAUAAGGUAGAGGUAGAAAUGAGGACAUGUGAGGAGCCACGUCCACCUAAUGGCCCCUCUCCUAUAGCUAUUACAGCAGGCCAGAGCGAGUACGGCUUUGCAGAGAAAGUGGUGGAGGGCAUGUCUGUCAGGAUCAACUCCAUAACCAUCAAGGUGCAGGCGCGUGCCUUCCACGCCUCCUUCGAGCUCUGGCAGUUACAAGGCAACAGCCUCAACCCCAAAUGGCAACGCACUGACCUCCGCUACACUCGUGUCACCGACCCAAAGAGAGGAGAGGUGUUGACAUUCAAAGAAAUAAACUGGCAGAGUCUACGAAUCGAGGCAGAUGCCAUGGAGAGUGACGACCAGGACCUCAGUAGCACCCCAUUACGUCUAAUCACCAACCAGGGUCGCAUUCGCAUCGCUCUAAAACGCAGAAUAAAGGACUGUAAUGUGCUGGCGUCCAAGCUGCUUUUCAUUCUGGACGACCUGUUGUGGGUGCUGACGGACUCUCAGCUCAAAGCCAUCAUACAUUACGCCAAAUCUCUCAGCGAGGCCAUGGAGAAGUCUGCCCAGCAGAGGAAGAGCAGCACUGCUGAAUCCCUACAGACUGCUCCUCCAUCGCCUGGCCUCCACAACCUUUGGACAGAGCCCCCACCUGCCCCCACUGGCACCCCCAGCAACGCCAGUCAAUACUUUGAUCUCUAUGAUGUCAAGGAGUCUUCUUACCACACCUUCAUAUCCCGGUUGGACUUACACAUAUGCAACGACAAUUCUUCAAUGGAUGAAGAUGACGCUCCCCCACCAGGCUUGCAAGGUGCCAUGCAGUUGACAUUCAGGAAGCUGGGUUUCGACUACUAUCCUGUCCACAGGCCUGCUGAUGGAUGUCGACACUGGGAACGCCACAGUGGAGCCAUGGAGGCUCAGGCCCAGUGGGCUGGGAAACUGCUGCAGGAGUACCAGAGGAGAGUAGAGGCUUCUGGGUUUCCUGGGCCACAUACUGAGGGGCCCCCGCCAACCAAGGACUCUACUGCAAAGACAGUGCAAGAUGGACAGUCUAGUCCCAAGUCCAGCCCCUCUGACACAGAGCAGGCAUCCAGCAGGAACUCUGUCACAGCUCCUUCACGGUCAUCACUGAAGAGGCUGCGGUCUAGCUGUGUGGUGGUCAGGAUGGAUGAUGUGGACAUUCACCAGGUGUCUACCAGAGGCCGUCAAAACAAGAAGACCCGCUCUUUAAUAUCCUGCAACCGUAAAGCUCUGCGUUUGCCAGACAACAUACCAGCAGUUCAUCUGCAGUUCACUGAAUACUACUUUCCUGACAACCCCAGUUUUUCAGUGCCCACCUCAAACCUGUAUGGCCAGCUGAAUGGCCUCCAGCUCUGUGUAGACCCAGCCAGCGUGCUGUGGGUCAAUCUGUUUUCCCGGGGUUUGCUGCACACCCUGGACCAGGUCAAAGCUUUCUACCAUUUGCAAGACAGCAACAGGGCUGAAGAGCAUGUGGACAUCCGCAUGGAUGCAGCUCAGCUCAAGUUAAUAAUCCCCUUGGAUUUUUCCAUAUUGGACCAUCCGGAACGUCCACAGUCACUCUCUGUUACUGUACCCCAGAUGGUUCUCAGCAACACCCGCCUCUGCCCUCAUGGCUCCAGAGCUGACCUCAGUAGCACCAUUGACAAGUUCGCCAGCUGCCCUUUCUUCCAGCACACACCUCCAUGCCCCUACCCCAGAGACCAGAGUGCCUUCCACCCCAUCCCCUCCACCUUCCUCCAGCACUCUCAAGAGACAGCGCCCCAACCUCUGGACAGAAAGCAGCUACGAUCACAGGAUGUCUGGUCUCUCAGUCUGUCCCGUGCGACCCUAGGUUUUGACGGAGCUCGGCGAUUCCCCAAAGGCAGAACCCAACCUUUUGUUGAGCCCUUUGCGAUGUCUGUGUGGAUGUGUCAGCCCUCUGCCUUUAAAAAUGGAUCAUUGUCUUCCUCCUCUAGUCCCAGCAGAGCCCGCCAGCCAUCUUCAGAGCAGGAAGAGGCUUCGCUCGCUUCUAUCCACUUCUUGGCUCACACCAUCACUCCAGUGAAGCUGUGGCUCAACCACUACCAGUAUGUUGCCCUGCUGAGGAUGAAGGAUGCCAUGGCUCGGUUGGGGGCAGAGUUGGGCAGGGAUCUACGAGAUGUUAAGCAGGCUCACGGCCAGAAGACAAGACCUGCUACAGUUAGCCUUGCCCUUCUGGUGGACUCUGCAGAAUUGGGUCUCCUGUUGCCACCAGUGUGCACAGAUCCAGAGGAAGAAAUUCCCCACACCCCAGAGACAGACAGCCCCAGCAUAACAGACUCUGACAUCUCCCCGACUCAUCACUCGGCAGUCCUGGAGAACAGUGAGUUAGAAAAUGGCAUCUCCUCCACCAAUACUGUCAAUGUGUUUGGUCAGGAUGAACAAGAUGGGGUGGUGGAGGAGGCAUGUGAGGCUGUGGAGGAGGGGUUGGAGGGGGAUGGUUUGACAACACAGGAGGACACAUCUGUCCUCUCCCCUCCACUCUCACCUGGACACUCCCCUGCCCUCUCCCGCGAACCCUCCAACUUUAGCCUGGAGGGAGAGCUGUCAAGCGCCAUCACUGUCACCAAGGAUGUGACCAAAGAUGCCAUUAGUGCCUCGCUGGACCUGACCAAAGGGGCGUUUUCAAUAACAAAGGAUGCCUUUAGCAUGCUGAGUCGUGGCUCAGGGAUGAGCAAAUUGUUUAGUCCGCAGGCAAAGGAACAGGUCCAGCGUUCAGAAGAGUCCUCCCCCUCUCUGGCUGCCAGCCUGCGCCACCAAUCCAUGAAGCAGUCGCCUUCCCAGCAUUCCUUUGAUAGUGCUAUCUUGGAUGGCAGCCUGCCUGACGAAUAUCUCUCUGUGGACAGUGAUGUCAGCGACAAUUUUGUUGUUCUCAUGGACUCAGAAUCAGGUAUGGAGUCCAUGCGGCCCAACAACACUCCUGCAGGCAGUCUAGGCAGCCCAGCCCCGGGGACAGAGGGAGGUUCAUUAGCGGACCUCAGCAGCUCUCUAUCCCAAAGUAUUGAGGACGUAUCUCAGGAUAUGUCCUCGGUGUUGCUGCUGAUCCUGAGUGGAACAGCUUGUACCGUGGAAGUAAAGGGAGAAGACCAAGUUGUGGCGGUAGAAGCCCAGAAUCUGAACCCUGUGCAGCUGGGCAAUAUCAGGGUGUCAGAUUUGCUGGCUGGCCUCGUACAAGCCCCAGUCGGACCAGUCCAGAAGCAAGGUACCAGGGGCUCUCCAGUAGUGUGCAUGCGAGCAGAAACGGGUCCCUCUGCGAUCCGACACUCUGCUCUAGCCGAGUCUUUGGGCUUCCUGGAUAUGAGAGUGCAAGACUGCAAGGCAGAGUUGUUAGCCUCCACAGUGGCUAACAUUGGUCCUUUUCUGGAAGACGAGUUCAGUGCUGACGGUCAGCCAAUGAAGUUACACAUGAGCAACAUCAGCAUCAUUAUGAAGGAUGACAGCCCUAAAAUCUACCCUACAGCCCCUCAAUCUGUCCCAGCCUCAUUCAUUGUAGAUCAGCUGCUCCUCGAGCGCUGUGACGAUGGCAUCAUGAGGCUCAAAGCUGAAGGUACAGACCCUAAAGCCUCGGCAGGUGUUCCUGUGGCUGGUCCGGACAACCCAAACCAUCCCUGCUCUGUUCAACAGCAGAGCCAGAGACAAACCUUGGAGUCCCAGCUCUCUGACGCCCUGGCUGCUCUCACCCAGGCCCUCAGUGACAGAGAACGCCUCCUCCUGGAAGUCAGGAAGCAUGACCCCACAUUUACUCUCUGAGCCUUAUCUGUCUUUCACCUCUGAACCUACAGCAUCACUGCUCCUGCUGAGGAACAGUGAUGGGAUGUAUCAGGCUGAAUGUCAGGAACCAGCAACACUCAAUAAAAAGCAUGUCUGGACUUUGGACAUGUUUGGAAAGAAAAUAAAUCCAAGGCUUUGUGGCUUUGGCUCACUUCCUACUAUAUCACACUGUUCAUUAGAUUACAAACGAGCCCCUGUAACAAUUCCUAGAAUGGGAAUCUAGUGAACUAAAGUAUAGGUACAACUUUUUAACUGGCAGUCUAGAUAUUCCUCACUGCUGUACUACUAUACACAGAUUAUCCUGUUUUGUUUUUUUUCUCGCCCAAAUCAGCGUACAGUAAACGUAUUGUGUGGUUUCAGUGUUUGACACACAGCAUGCAAGAGUAAAUAUCAUCAAGCUUUAAUUCUCUCCAGUUAACGAUUUGUGUUAACGGAAACAUUCAGUUGAGCACAAGCCAAAACCUCCUCUUCACAUGCACUGACACUGCCAGACAGCUGCUAGUCCAUGAGUCGCUCCCUCUAUAAAAACCCAAUUUAUGUUGAGCAUGCUUUGUGAACAGUGCUAGUUUACACGUAGCACAUUUACAGAUAGACUGUCAUAAAGCUAAAUAUACUUAGUAAUGUAGAUUACUUGUGUAAGACUUUUUUUAUUUUUAUUUUUUUCCUUCUUCAUUUAAAAGUAUUAUGACAAUAUUAUCAGCUGUUUGUUGAAAAUGUGUUGUGAAAGGUAGGGGGAAACAUUGCACUUUUUUUUUUAUUUUAUUUUUUAAGGAAACCGAACACUGCUUUCACUGAGAGGUGGGCACAUUUCCACCUUGCUUUAUCACCAAGGUGGAACGGUCACACACUGAAGUUCUCAGAAAGCAGGUUGAAUCAUUCCCCAGUGUUACUAGUCUUUGAGUUGUGAAAAGUUGAUCAUGCUUCUUUUGUACUGUGAAACAGUGUGCUCUGUGGUCGAAUGUCGGCUCAAGACGACUCGCCUCUUGGUCUCUCCCUCGGCUGUGGAGAGCAGGGUGCACAGUAGCUUCAGUAUUGUAACUGGGUUAGUCUUUUUACUCUAACACUCUGGUUUAAAGAGGUUUGGGAUUACACCAGCUACCAGAGUUAUAAUACUUGAUCUCCUUAAAACCUUUGUAGCUUGCCAGGAAACAAGUCAGACUGCUAGUGUUAUUACCUCUGUGCACAUUUGUCAUGUAAAGUAUAAUAGUCAUGAACUUAUUUGUAUAUUUAUUUAGAUUUUGCAAAGUGUUUUUUUUUGUUUUGUUAAACCAGUUACUUUACAGUGUACUGAAGCCAUAUCAAUCAAAGAAAUUUACAUUUAAAAAAUAAAUAAAUAACGUGGUACUGAUAUUGCAUGCACACAGUGUCAUGUAAACCAAAAUUCACUACACAAUCUGAGAUUUUUCAGGGUGUUUAAUCCUGAUCUGCUGCAGAUUUUAUCUAUCAGGCAAGUUGCCAGUUCAAAUUUCUGUCACUUUCCUUGUUCUAUGCAUAAAUCAUGCAUGGAUUCAAACAAUGAAUUUGUUCAUGAAAAAGUCCUGUCAGCUACAUUUUCAGUACAAAUGUUCUAUUGUUAAAUCAGUGGUUUAGCAUUUUGCCUGCGGAGGUAUGGUUAUCUAUUCCAGUGGUUGCAAAAGCUGUUACAGCCACCUUUCACCAUUCACCAUUUUCCCCAUGGUGUGCUUGGGAGACCCCUGGUGGCUAAGCUUGCAAGAGCAUUCCCCAUUCAAAAUGUUAUCUUUAUCUUUUCUUUCUUCACUUUGGUUGCCUUGCUAGCUAUGAAUGACAGAUUUACAUUUCUAAAUAGAAAUGUAAAAUAUUUAAGCAAUAGAAAGGCCGCUUUGGUUUAACCAAAAAACUGACAGAGCGGUAACACUACACAUUUUUUAUGUGGAAUUCUUCAAUUUAAUGAUUAUUAAUGUCAAAGAAAUGAUUCACCGCCCUACCAGUUUGUUUUCCCAUCAACUGCAUGUAUACUUAACACAUCCUAAUAUCAGUGUAAUAAAAUAGAGAUACUGCCCUUUAACCUCAGUGUAACUUAUAGUUGUGAUCUUAUCAGCUUUUGAUAUUUUUAUUUUUGCAUGGCCGUAGUAGACACAUAUACUAAAUUAAACUUCCUAUGCUGGAUGCAACAUGUAGCUGUAAGGUGUAUCCAGUUUCCCUCUCCUUUGUCAGGCCUCAAUAAGUAGCAUCCCUAUUCUGCUGACAAACUGGUGCUCUGCAUUCCAUCUGCUAAUGACCUGUGUUAAAUAACCAUGCAAAAAGGAAAUGAAGAGUGAAGCGAGAGUCACUUCAACCUGACGUGUUGCCACUGAAAGCAGAUGCAUGUACUGAGGUGAUGUUGCAUAGUUAAUGCCUCGUGAAUCACUUGCACUUGUGUGAUUAAUUCACUGGAAAUUGCACUUGUUUUGAUGUAAUUCAGUAUUUUUGUCAGUUGUGUAGUUACAUUGAAUUUUGUAUUGUCUUUAUCACUUCAUUGAGACUAAUAACAUUGGUUCUGUGAACCAAAGCUAGUAUGUUGAAAAUAUUUUAAAAGUAAAAUAAAUGAUUAAUUGCUGAACA